AUGCUGCUGGCGGCCUCGUGCCUCUCCGCGGCCCCCGAGAUGGAGAUGCUGUCCGUGGAGGGCGACCAGGGCCUCCUGCUCGCCGCCGGGGGCGGGCCGCCGCCGCCGCCGGGCGACGGGCUGGUCAACGUCAUGUCCAUGGGCGUCAGGAUGCCAGGGAGCAUGAAUGCGCCCGAGGACGCCCUGGCGUUCCUGCUCAGCUGCACGGACGGAGUGUCCAAGAUCCCGACCGAGCGCUUCGACAUCGACACGUACUUGGCUUGGGACGUGGAGUCCAUGGAGCCUUGGCAAACCUACGCAUCGCACAUGUCGGUGGUGGAGGGCGCGGAGUUCUUUGACAACAAGGAGUUCGACAUAGCGCCCGCAGAGGCCGAAGGCAUGGACGUGAGGCAGCGGCAUAUCUUGGAGGUCGGCUGCAUGGCCUUGGCAGGCAUCGGAAUCACCAAGCAGCUCGCCAAUCGCCAGCCAUACAACGCCGCUGUGGGAGUCGGCACCGACGGCUGGGAGUGGCGCCUGCUGAAAGCGAACGACCCCGGGGGCGCCUGCGGGCCUUCGAACAACGCGCUGGCCAUCACGGCCAACAGGUUCAGCUUCGUCUACAAUCUCAAGGGGCCCAACUUCCUCAUGGACACGGCCUGCUCCGCCUCCCUCUACGCCGCCCACUACACCAAGCUGUCGCUGCUUCAGCAGCGGGACGUGGACCCGCUGGAUUUUGCGCUCGUGGUCGGCACCCAGCUGUUCAUCCUACCGGAUGGCUUUGUUGGCUGUGCCCAGGCGCACAUGGCGUCCCUCGAGGGCCGUUGCAAGACCUUCAACAGUACCGCGGAUGGCUAUCAGCGCGGCGACGGUACCAAUGCUUACACGAUUAAGUACGGCGAUUUCCGGCGGGACCGCCUCGCCCUCUUGCGCGGUUCGCACUGCAACCAGGACGGCCGCAGCGCGAGCCUCACGGCGCCCAACGGCCCGGCCCAGGAGCAGUGCAUCUGGGGCGCCUUCCGCGACGCCCGGACCACGCCUCCGGAGUCCACGGUGUGGGAGUGCCACGGAACCGGCACGGCGCUCGGCGACCCGAUCGAGGUCGGGGCCGUCAGGAAGGUCCAGACCAAGCACAGGCGGCCUGAGCCCUUGAUGAUCAGCACCAUCAAGUCGAACAUCGGGCACUUGGAGGGGGGAGCCGCCAUGAGCGCCCAGAUCAAGUGCAUCAUCCAGGUCUCGUCCACCGCUUGCUUUGCGACGAACCUCCGCAUCCUGAACCGGCACCUGGACCACGCGGCGUUCGAGGCGCUCUUCGAGACCGAGGGCGCCCGGUUCCGCCAUGCCCAGGGCCACAGCCAGGUGUCCUCGUUCGGCUUCGGGGGCUCGAACGGCCACGCCAUCUUCUGGGGCGACAGCAUCGACCACCCGCCCACCAUCCUCGCGGCGGCCCAGAGGAGGCUCAGCAUGGCGAGGGUUCCAGAGGUGCGGCCCCUGGGCCCGAACCCGGACGACUGGGACUCGGACUACCCGGAAGCGUGCUUCAGGCCGGGUGACAGGUACUCAGUCACGAUCGAGGCGGGCGACGCUCCAGACGCGCCUGUCCGAUGGGUCAAGGAGGCCGACUGUCUGCCAGAGCACGGCGACCAGGACGACGCGUCCUACGACGUCGUCGGCAACUUCAGCGGCUGGGAGCCGCUGCGGCUCGUGCCCGGCGGCGCGCCGGGCACGCACGUGGCGACCGUCGAGGUCCCCCCGGGCGGCUUCGCGGAGUUCCGCUUCCUGCAGGACGGGGACAGGCAGAGGGUCCUGGCGCCAGCGACGCAGAGCUGCCGGAGGAAGCUGGAGAAGAUCCUGGGGCCCCAGAAGGACCUCCGGAACACAUGGGUGGUGGAGAGGGCGCCAGGGACCAUGAUCCAGAUCCAGCUCCUCGUCCGCGGGGGCAGGAAGAGCGUGAUGUGGCUGGACGCGCCGGGCUGA
Messenger RNA from Prorocentrum cordatum, 1953 nucleotides. The record is from the annotation of a GenBank genome assembly. NCBI's taxonomy places the organism in Eukaryota, Dinophyceae, Prorocentrales, Prorocentraceae.